AGCACCAGUCGCUUGCCCCUUGGGCACAUAUAAUGAUCUCUUGGAACAAGUCGAAUGUGUCCCAUGUGCUGCUGGUGAUUAUACACCGAGAGAUGGGUUGACAUCAUGUGAAGUAUGUCCAGCUGGACACUACUGUUUAGACCCUGCUGAACAACCAAAACAAUGCCAACCAGGUACGUUUAGUCUUACUAAACAAACUACAUGCACACCAUGUACAGAUGGUUUCUAUACAACACAAAAUGGUUCGAGUUUUUGCCAUAUUUGUCCACAAGCUCACUAUUGUAGUGAUCCUACAAAAGCUCCGAUUCCAUGUCCAGCUGGUAGAGCCAACAACCUACGCGGACAAACGGGAUGCGCACCAUGUGAAGCGGGUAAAUUCAGUGCUCAGUUAGGUGCAGCUGUUUGUGAUGUUUGCCCGGCGGGUUCAUAUUGUCAAGAUGCAGCCGUACGACCAAAAUUAUGCCGGGCCGGUACAUACAGUGGCUCUGGACAAACCAUCUGCACAGACUGUUCAGUGGGUUAUCAGAUAACAAGUCUAGGUGCUACGUAUUGUGAUAUUUGUGGUCCAGGCCACUACUGUCCACAUGCAGCCGCCCCACAAGAAUUAUGUCCAGCGGGAACGGCUAAUGAUAAACUAGGCAAGGUGACGUGUGACAUAUGUCCACCGGGAUCAUACACCGAUUUUACCGGUGCAGCCUACUGCAUUCUCUGUCCAGCCGGGCAAAUCUGUCCGAAUCCAGCUGAAAGUCCGACCGACUGUCCAAUUAGUCCGUUUCGUGGUGCAACAGUAUGUGUUG
Molecule: messenger RNA, 797 nt
Organism: Didymodactylos carnosus
Lineage: Eukaryota; Metazoa; Rotifera; Eurotatoria; Philodinida; Philodinidae
Source: the annotation of a GenBank genome assembly